This is a messenger RNA of Paramecium sonneborni, 1162 nucleotides long. The record is from the annotation of a GenBank genome assembly. NCBI's taxonomy places the organism in Eukaryota, Ciliophora, Oligohymenophorea, Peniculida, Parameciidae.
AUGAGUUUUGCUAAAAAGCCUUUACCUAUUAAAGGAUCUAAAAAGAUAGAAAAAUCUCCUCUUGAAUAAAUUCAAUUGAUUCUUGGUAAUGAAUAUACAGUUGAAUAAAUAUAAAAUACACUAAAUUAAACCUCUGACAUAUAGAAUUCAAUCAAAAUGUUGAAAUAGGAAAGGGAAGCUUUAUAAAACAAUUCUAAGGUUCUUAAAUUUUAGUAAUUGAAUAAAGCAUAAUAAAUCUAAAAACGUCUUAAUAAGUAUAAUAGUAGAUGGAUAAAGAGAGUAUUAGGAGGAGAUAUUGUUUAGAAUAAAAAUUAAGAAAUGUUAAGUAUGAUUCAAAUAUAAAUGGAGAAAAUAUUAAUAGAUUAGGAAUUACAUAAAUAAAUUAUUUAUAAUUUUAGUAUUCCUUCUCGUGAUCAUUAUAAUAAUANGUAGAUUGUGAUGAUUAUAUAUUGGAAAAUGAUGAUUUAAAAUAAUUAACAGAUUAAAGAGUAACAAUUUUAACAGAAUUUUUAAAUAAUGCAAAAGUAGAAUUAGAAAAAUAAUAAUUGAAGAAGAAAAAAGAAAAGGAAAAAGAGAAAGAAAAACAUAUAGGAAAGUAAAAUAAAUUACCUGAUUUUUCUAUACCAAAUAAUAGAAAAUUAGAAGACAUAGUUGAAGGUUUAGAUAUAUUAGCUCAAUAAAUGUUUGAAUAUGAAAGAUCAAAACCUUUAGAAGAAGAUGAGGUUUAUUUUAAUGAGGUGGUACCAUAAAGAUAAGAGCCAUCUUGGGGUUAAAAAUAUAAAUUAAAACGUCCUUAAUAUUUCAACAGAGUUAAGAUGGGUUUUGAUUGGAAUAUGUAUAAUAAAACUCAUUAUGAUGUUGAUAAUCCACCUCCUAAGACUAUUUAAGGAUAUAAAUUUAAUGUUUUCUAUCCAGAUUUAAUUGAUAAAACUUAAGUAUUAUUUAUAUAAUAUUUUAGGCACCUAAAUAUACAUUAGAAACAUGUGAAAAUCCAGAUUAUUGUAUUAUUAGAUUUAUAGCUGGUCCUCCUUAUGAAGAUUUAGCAUUUUAAAUUUUAUGCAAAGAAUGGGAUUACUCAGAUCGUAUGGGUUUCAAAUCAGUCUUUUCAAGGGGAAUACUUCAUUUAUGGUUUAAUUUUAAGAAACCUCGUUAUAGGAGAUGA